AUGAUGACAGCAAACGGCGGUCAGCCCUCACCUCCAGUGGCUUCGCCUCCCUCUGCGGAUCCGAGCGCACGUCGCCAGUCGCCGUCAUCCUCUCCUCUCGCGGCCUCUCCCUCGUCUUCUUCUUGUCCGUCUUGCUUCGGAUUCUCGUCCUGCACCUCCUCUGCGUCGUCGUCGCUUCCUCCCUUCCCUGUGUCGUGGCCUCACGGGACUCCAUUUUCUUUCCCCCCUCCGUCUGCUGCUGCGUCGCCCGCUCCGGGGCUGCCCGGCAGCAACCGGCUCUUCGCGGCUGCCUCCUCGCCGAGCUCUGCAGGGGCGCCUCGGGCGUCCUUCUCCUCUUGCGCCUCCUCCGCAGCCUCCUCCGCAGGCUCGCCCGCAUCGCAUCUGAUCUACUUCCCGCCUCCACUCGUCUGCCCACCGUCCGUCGCGCCUUUCGCACGUGGCGACACGCCGCCCGGACCCCUGGGUCCCGCCGGCCUCGCAGAGCCGCAGGCGGAGGGCUGCGGCUCUGCAGAUCGGAGCCGCGGACGCCCAAGAGACGUCGGCGAUGAGGCGCGACGGUCUGCGGACGCCUCGCAGGCGCGGGAAGAUGGCGAGCAUGUCGACGCGCGGCGCGUCGAACGGGAGCGGAAGGACGAGACGGAAACAGGGGGAGACGGAGCCCAGCUCCAGGAGGGCUCAGGGAGCAGUCCGCACAGCGUGCGGAAGCCCAGGGAUUGCGAGGCGGCCGCUGCGCCGUGGGGGUCGUCCGCUUCUUCGCACCCCGCAGAUCCCCAGGACCGCAUUCGCUGUGUGCCUUUGAAUGAGGUGUUUCCUACUCCGCAGGAGCAGGCCUCGUACGCGUCGACGAUAGCCGACGUGUACGCGAGGCAGCUCGAUAUGUGGUACUGGUACGCGCGCCAGCUGUCGAUGCAGCUCGAUCUGGUGCGCCUCUCCUCCGCAACGCACGCAAGCAAUCUGCUUGCGGGCUUCGCGGCUGACGGCAGCGACGUGCUGCUGAAUCCGGCCGGUGGGGUCCUCGGCGACGGCUUCGCAGCGCCGCUGGGGGCGUCGCUUCUAAGCGUCGGAGCAGGGCCUCUCGUGCCGCCUACCGAGACGCCCGCGAGCCCUCCCAGCCCGAUCGACGCCAGCACAAGCAGUCGCAUGGGCGGCGUCGGCGCCGUCUUCCGUCUCUGUGGGCUUGAGUUCCGCUUCGGGCGCAACCCCGGUGCCCAAGGAGCCGGGCCCAACCCCUUGGGGUUCACUCCACCGGACGCCGUCCCCGGAGAGGCCGGCACCGCGGAAGGCGCUCGUGGUAGCGCCCAGGCUUCAGCCGCCACCAGUCGACAGGCGUCCAGCCCUGGAGGGGCUCAGGCAGCGAGCUCGUUAGACGGGCGCGCAGGCGAGGCCGAGGGAGAAGAAGAAGCGGAGGCAGCGGCCGCCGUGAACAAUGCCUGGGAUCAGUACAACAUUGGUGUGUUUGUGAAGCUACUCCUCCUCCUCUUUCUUUUCGACGCGGGCAGAGAAGUCUACAUCGUCACGCUGCUUUCGCUUCUCCUGCAUGUGAACGGCUUCUUCGACCCUCUCAUCAUGUGGAUGCGGCGAAACAGCCACACACAGCCCCUCGAAGUGACGCUGGCGCGCCUGCGUCAUCGGCAAGAACGCCGACCUCUUCGCGCGCUUCAACGGCGGCAGCGGGAGCUGCGAACGGCUACGGACUUCCGUCAACGCGAAAGAGGUGGCGGGCCGUCUGCGGAGGAGGCGCAGAACCCUGAGUCGCAGCAGUCUCCUACUUCGGCCGCAUCUUCGUCUUUUUCCGUGGGAGAAGCCAACGAGGGAGGUGCGGGGAUUCGGCGGCGUGUGCCGUCGCCGGAGACGGGGAUGGACGAGGGGCGAAGCGCGGGCAGGCAGGAGGCGCAGGGCGGCGAAGGUGGGCGGCAAGCCCAAGAGAGCCCUAGGCAGCGAGAAGCUCUUCGGCCGACGUAUUUCCAACGUGUGAUCUACCAGGGCAUUGUCAUGUUUUUCUUCACUUUCCUGCCGUGGUGGAACCCCGACCCCGUGUUCCUCGAGCCAGAGGAGGAGGACGAAGAAGAAUCCGAGUGGCCUGGAGGGCGGCCGGAAGACGGUGGCCAAGAUGAUUUUGGAGAAAGAGUGCAUGGCGAGUGA
Molecule: messenger RNA, 2142 nt
Organism: Besnoitia besnoiti
Lineage: Eukaryota; Apicomplexa; Conoidasida; Eucoccidiorida; Sarcocystidae
Exons: 4
Coding region: 1-2142 (713 amino acids)
Source: RefSeq, a predicted model, not a curated record